Molecule: messenger RNA, 2109 nt
Organism: Eutrema salsugineum
Lineage: Eukaryota; Viridiplantae; Streptophyta; Magnoliopsida; Brassicales; Brassicaceae
Exons: 7
Coding region: 1-2109 (702 amino acids)
Source: RefSeq, a predicted model, not a curated record
AUGGGUAGUUCUGACCACAACGAUGACGAGGAAACGCGAUCAGAAUCCAUGUCCGAAGAGAUGGCCGACUCUGGUCUUCCCCAACGGAUCUUCAUCCCUGAAGAAGUCCCCAAGGGAGACUGUGUGAACAUUUACCAGAAGAUGACGGUUAUAUCUGACAUCGAUGCCGCUUUGAGUCAGACAGAGAGGGAUUUUAUGAAGGCAUCUCAGUUUGGAAAACUGUUCGAGUUUGCAAACCAGCCUGCUUGGUCCGGCGCAUUCGGUUUGUUCACCCUCACCAGACUUCUUGACGUGAAGAAAGAAAACGAGAUCUGGCUGAAGAAAAAAAGGAGACUGCAUGUUGUUCCCGAGUACUUCAAGACUCUAUUCGGUGAUGAGAAGGAAGUCCCAGUGGAACGACCAAUCGAGAUAUUGCAGAAGAAAACUAGUUUAGAGACCCGGUUGAGACUGCGAUACGCGUGCCUUGCCAUAGUGGAUGCCUUUCUAAUGCCUUCUGUUCAUUUUUCUCGGUCAAAGGUGAGCAUGGAUCACGCCGAGAUGGUUGAAGACCUUGAUGCAUUUCUGCAGUACCCCUGGGGCCGGUUAUCCUUUGAUGUAAUGAUGAAUUCGAUAAAGGGCAGGAAUUUAGCACAGAUUUUAACAGCUAACAUUACUGUCGGAGGUUUGUUCCCUGCCUUACCAAUGGUUGUUUUAGAGGCCGUCCCUGCCAUUCAAGAAGAUGAUGACUCAUCUGAUGGGGAAGACAGUAGCCCAAGCAGGGGCGGUGCUCGCUUGCGUCCGCAGAAAGUUCAGCUUCAGUUGAAUAAAGCUAGAGUGCUUGACGAAGAUGAAAUGGUCGCGGUUAACUCUAUCAUUCGGCCUGAUUUCGAAAUCAGCGACGGCGAGGAGGAUCUAUCCUGGAGCGAAGAUGAACAUGACGAAAGGGUCGACCAUAUGAUUACUCUUAUUAAUCAAGGAUUCGAAUUUAAGUCUGAAAUGUUUGGCCCUGGCAUUGAUCCUGAGUUUUUAGCAGCUCGUACAAGUUCUCGAAGGGGUGUUAAGAAGACAAAGAUUGUUGUUGGGAAGAAAGGUAAAGGGAAGAUGAGAAAGUCUGGUAGAAGUCGAGUCACAAACGUUGCACAUGACACUGACAAAGGAGUUAUGUUUUUUGAGGAGAAGUUGAAGACAAUGGUUUCAAAAAUCGUACAAGAAAAUAACAAGAAGAUAGAACAUAUGUUUGAAGCCAACAAUGUGAAGAUAAUUAAGGGUGUGACCCAGUGGUUUCUUGAUAACGCAGUUAUCGACCGCGAGGUCAAUAUAUGUCCAUCAUUCUCGGGCCUUAGCGCCGGUAAGUCAAGGUCUCGCAAGCAACCCCCUCCGAGCACUGCAAAUAAAUCGGGGGAAUUACCUUCGGUCCAAUCCGGAGCGCACCCUGAUGGUCAGGCCAAACAAAACUGCGACACUUCAUUUCCUAACUUAGACUUCUCCUCCAUGCCGACGGUUGACGAGAUUGUUUCCACAUACGCUCCCAGAGCUGAUGAUGCCACCAACACUGCAAGAGUUGGUAAGGGUACCGUUGACCCCAUAGGGGAAUGCAGUGUCGACGCUGUUGAUGGUGAGCAGGUUAUGACGCAUAACCCAGGCGAUGAUGGUGUCGUUUUGUCAGAAACCCGGCCUGAGAAGGACAAUGAUGGCGCCUCUCUCCCUCAAUUCAACCCACAAAAUGACGUGCCGAAGUCGUCAGAUGGUGUGAAUUUGCAGGAGGAGGAAAACCCUGAACAUGACGAUCCCUUGAAAUCAGGCCCUAAUUAUGUGCUAAUCCCCCCGGUGGGAGAGAACUUUAUUGAUGAGGUCGAUGGUGUUGGAGACGUCCAGCCUGAUGAGAUUGUAACCUCUGACAUUCCUGAACCCAAUGCUGUAAUUUCUGCUGGCGAAGAUAUUAUCGAUCCCAAAAAUCUGACUAUAAACUCGGAGGAGCAAGCCAAAGUGGAACAUGUUCAGAGGAGGGUGAGCAAGCGUCAGAGGACUGUAUCGACUCGAUUAGAUAGUCCUUUUCGAUGCGAGAAGCGUAUCAGAACUAUUAUAGAGAAUUCCGAAGCUGUCAAUGAUUCUGAGAAAGCCCUUCAAUAA